This is a messenger RNA of Pelagomonas calceolata, 951 nucleotides long. The record is from the annotation of a GenBank genome assembly. Lineage: Eukaryota; Pelagophyceae; Pelagomonadales; Pelagomonadaceae.
GUGACGCUAGCUCACGGCUUUUGUCGUAGGCUUUUGCGCAGCCUAAACGGGCUCAGGGAGACCAAGGAGCGUCCCCAGAGGUCGCAUUUGUCGAGCCCAUCGCACGCCUCAGCGAACAAACCAAGCGCUGAACGCCUCCCGACGCGCUGCAGCCCAGCAUAGCACAACACCAUGUCCGGCCGCCUAAUAAUCCUCCCCAAAAAAUCAUGGAACGUCUGGGACCCGAAGAACAUCGAGCGCGUCCGCCGCGACGAGGCCGCGGCGGCCGAGCGCGAGGCACAAGAAGAGGAAAAAGAGCGCCAGGACGCGGCCGUCGAAAGAGUCAAAGAGAUGAAGCGCCGGGCGACGGGCGAGAACGACGAAGCGCUCGUCGUCGCCGCGCCGGCGCCCGAACCAACGCCCGUGCGCCUCUUCGCGCGGGAGGAGCGCGCGGCGGCCGCGGCCCUCGGCGGCAAGACCGAGGAGGAGUUCGAGCGGGAGCAGCGCCGCGAGGAGCGAGAACGGAAACGGCUCGGGAUGUUUGCCGCGCCAGUCGCACUCAAACCGCAAGGGCCGGCGCCCUGGUACGCGUCGGCGCCGUCCGCGGAGGUCGACGCGGGCGCCGAGGCCGAAGCCGCGCCACCACCAUUGAAGGGCGGCGCGGCGCGCCAGGCGCGCGACGACCGGCGGCGGCGCGAGCAGGACCCGAUGCGCGGGCUCGUGCACAUCCCGCGGCGCGGCGCGCAGCCUCCUGCUUUGCCGGCGCCCGAGCGCGAGCGGCGGCGGCGUUCACGAUCGCGGGACCGGUCACGGCGAAGGCGUGACCGGGACCGGUCGCGGCGGCGGCGCGGCCGCGACGACGAGUUCGCGGCGCUCCGGAAGCGGCGCCUCGAGCGCGAGGCGUCGGAGCGGCGCAAGGCCGUGCGGUUGCUCGCGGCGCGGGACAGUGGCGGGGAGAUUGGUGGUGUGUAA